GUGAGGUAGCCCGUAGCCACAGCCCCAGUCCCACGAAUCGGUGCUCCACACACACACACACACACACUCAGAGAGCCGAUAAGAGCCGUGCUCUGUGUUUCCGUACAGCGCCUGGCACCGGUUUCCAUUAUUUUUUGCUUUUUAUUUUAGUUCCAGUUUGAUUUUGCUAUAUUUAUUUUGUUUUAAUUUUUUGUUUGCCUUGUGCUGUUUAAAUUAAAGUGUUGCAAAAAAUAAGACAAUAUAACGAGUGUAUAUUUAAAAUUACAUUAAAACAUCACAACAACAAAAACAACAAGAAAAGGAACCGAGUGCAGUUGGUUUAUUUGUUUGAUUUGUUGUUAUCAAAACAAAAGGCUUAAAACUUGCGUGUGUCAAAGUACCUGUCUCGCAGUGUGGAUAUCCUUCAAAAUCGAUCUGUGAAUGGUGAUCAUGGCGCUGGCCUGGUCCAGUAACAUGAGUGCCCGUCGCCAUGGCUUAAGUUUCAGUCUCGCCUCCUGCCGCCUGCUGCUUUGUGGCUUAAUUCUGUGUGCGGUUUCACAUUUGGAGGCCCGCGAAGAAGGCGAUGCAUGUAUGGUGAAAGAGAAUCUGCCGGGAGUUUGUCAGACUUCAUCCAAGUGCGAGCCACGAAUUGACAAAUAUAUCAAAACGGGCAAGUUGACCGUUGACAAGGUGCCCAGCUGCGGCCUGGGCCCGUACGAGGAGAUUGUCUGCUGUCCGACUAUCGACUGCUGCGAGGAGGAUAAGGGGCCGGAGACCACGACGAUACGAACUAUUCAAGCCACGCCCACCACUCGAGUAGAUGUAUCCGAGCAGGAGCGACCAGCUGUGCGAGCUUGUCGCUUGUUUGAGGAGCUCCAAAAGGAACGCCAAAGGGAGGGCCAAAAGGAGGCCUUAACGCUCCAUAUACUGGACGGUAUUCCGGUGGAGCCUGGUGUAUAUCCGCACAUGGCGGCAAUUGCGUUUAGUAACUUUGGCACCUUUGUCUAUCGUUGCGGCGGUUCGCUGAUCUCAAAUCGCCAUGUCCUGACGGCUGCCCAUUGCUUCAAUGAGGAUUUGCCCGUUCAUGCUCGCCUGGGAACGGUGGAUAUCGAACAAUUGGGCGAAUUUUAUCAAGACAUUGCCAUUAAGGAAAACAUUGCCAUACAUCCGGAAUAUGUGAGCACCAGCAAGUACAAUGAUAUUGCCAUACUUGAGCUGGUUGAGGAGCCCAGGCUGAGUCUAUAUAUCUCCCCGGCGUGCUUGGAAACGAAUCUGUUCGAUCCUCCAGAAACUGCACAGCUCUUUGUUGCCGGCUGGGGCACCAUGAAUCAGACCACUCGACGCCAAUCGAAAAUAUUGCUGCGUGCACCCCUCAAUACUGUUCCAUUGGAUCAGUGCAAUGUCAGCUUUUCCCAGCAGCCGAAUACGAAGCGCUUCCUAAAGGAGGGCGUCAUUGGGUCGCUGUUUUGUGCGGCGGACAGGAAAUUCAAGAAGGCGGAUGCCUGCCAGGGUGACUCCGGUGGUCCGCUGAUGCUGGAACGGGAUAUUGUGAACAACAAGUAUAGCAUUGUGGGCAUCAUAUCGUCAGGCUUCGGCUGUGCAACCAAGACCCCGGGACUGUACACACGUGUCGCCUCCUAUUUGGGAUUCAUCGAGCAGAUCGUGUGGCCCAAUAAUGUUGUUUAACCAAUUACUGAUAAGCAAGUCGAUUUUAAAUACAAAUCUCAACAAGUUUUACUCUAAUAGCUUAAGAGUUUGACCAAUCUCUUAAAGUAAGUUUUAAGAUCCGUAUGACGCUCAAUUAAGACACAUGAACUGACA
This is a messenger RNA of Drosophila novamexicana, 1800 nucleotides long. Its product is annotated as serine protease persephone-like. NCBI's taxonomy places the organism in Eukaryota, Metazoa, Arthropoda, Insecta, Diptera, Drosophilidae. The coding region runs from base 421 to 1665 and encodes 414 amino acids. The record is from RefSeq and is a predicted model, not a curated record. The transcript has 7 exons. Gene Ontology annotation, biological process: proteolysis. Gene Ontology annotation, molecular function: serine-type endopeptidase activity.